GCAGUGAUUUGGUAGCCGCUGCAGUAGGAGGAAGGACCGCGGUUCUACCCCUUCUAUCUUUCAGUUUCGCGUCGAGAUUUUAUCGGUGGUUCCUUCUGGUAGCGAUCAGUAAAUUGAGUGUACAGUAACGGUGUUCUAUGAAAACUAAGUUGUAGUAUUACCAACGGACAGUGACAUCAAUCGCCAUUUUAAUUGCACGUUUUCCCUGACAGAACCGCUAGCACAACAAUGGCUCUGAAAAGAAUUCACAAGGAGUUGAACGACUUGGCACGGGACCCACCAGCCCAGUGUUCUGCAGGACCAGUAGGAGAUGACAUGUUUCACUGGCAAGCCACAAUAAUGGGACCUAAUGACAGUCCUUACCAGAGCGGGGUUUUCUUCUUGACCAUACACUUCCCCACAGACUACCCCUUCAAACCGCCAAAGGUCGCAUUUACCACAAGAAUCUACCACCCAAAUAUCAACAGCAACGGCAGCAUUUGUCUUGACAUUCUGCGAUCACAGUGGUCUCCAGCUCUCACCAUCUCCAAAGUCCUCCUGUCCAUCUGCUCUCUGCUGUGCGACCCAAACCCGGAUGACCCCUUAGUACCCGAGAUCGCCCGCAUCUACAAGACGGACAGGGAAAAGUACAACAAAAUAGCUCGGGAAUGGACACAAAAGUAUGCAAUGUAGUGUUGGGGGUAAAAUCAUGGCCAACCACCUCUACGAUGUAAAAUUAGGGGAGCUUCAGACGUAAAGAGAAAACAAACAAAAAACCAUUCAAACAAAUGAAAAGUUUAAAACAAGAUCUUGUUGGUUUCCAUUGGAGUGCUUUCUUUGAGCCACGCCUCCCCUUCACCAGAGUACCUGUAAAACUCCCUCUGCCCCAUCUCCUUACGUUUUCUCUCUCUUCUUCCUCUCUCUAUUUGACUCUGCCCCUCCCCCUGUCCUCACCUCACCUGCCCACCCUCCAGUGUACAUAUCUUCAAAUUGCAAUGGUAACACCCAUCUCUCCUUACUCCUUUUUCACCUCCUCCCUCCCUUGUGACCUCUGAGCCCUGCAUCUCCUGACUUCUGUAUUCCAUUACAUUUUGUCACGAUGCAGGUUGGGCUGUUGCGACCGCCCCAACUACCCCUUUCUCCUACACACAGCUGCAGCCUCAUGCACCUUCCCCAGACGUUAAUAACUAAAAGCAUUCCUUUGAGCAUCUGUAAACUUUGAGGGGACCUAUUUGUUUGUUUUUUUUCCCCUCUCUUUAUUUCCCUACUUGUUUCGGGGGAUGGGGAGAUGGAGGGAUUUUUUUUACACUCUGCACCCCUUGUUUUGUUGUCCUUGUAUUUCCCAUCUGUAGAAGUGACAAUUCAUGAAAGCAGUUUUCACGCGAGUAGAAGGGCACUCUGUAUUUUAUACAAUAAAUACGUUAAAGAAAUCAUUGCAGGCUGUGUAAAAGAAAAAAAUGCACAUGGCCUAUUUUGGUCUUUUGUUGGAUUCUGUGAAAGGACUUGAAUUUAUUCCCCCCACCCCACCUUACCCAAGAUGACCCCUUUGUACACACACACAGACACACAUGCACGCACAAAUGUCACCCCCACCUCUACCACCAACUUUUCUUUAUUCACAAAGUGGAGGUUCUGGACCAGGUAUAUUUAAGCAAUUUAUUUUUCUUAGUUUAACCUGUGUUUUUAUCCCCCCUCCCCCUAACUCUUUAGGUUGCUUUUAUUUCUUUUUGUGUUUUUUUUUUUGUUCUUUUUUUUUUUUUUUUGCUAUUGUUAAAUUAGAGGCUAACAUCUUAAAUGGCUAUGGGACUGGCUUGGGCUCUGGGUGCGAGGAGAACCCACUCUUCUUGCACAAAACCUCUGUAUAUUGAAUUACCUGAGAGGCUCGUUGAGCUUUGUGUGUUGAUUAAACUGUGUAAUAAAAACCCAUGACUCCUG
This is a messenger RNA of Micropterus salmoides (largemouth bass), 1914 nucleotides long. RefSeq names its product ubiquitin-conjugating enzyme E2D 2 (UBC4/5 homolog, yeast) (gene ube2d2). Gene Ontology annotation, biological process: ubiquitin-dependent protein catabolic process; protein polyubiquitination. The record is from RefSeq and is a predicted model, not a curated record. The transcript has 7 exons. Gene Ontology annotation, molecular function: ubiquitin conjugating enzyme activity. Gene Ontology annotation, cellular component: nucleus. The coding region runs from base 229 to 672 and encodes 147 amino acids. Lineage: Eukaryota; Metazoa; Chordata; Actinopteri; Centrarchiformes; Centrarchidae.